AUGCUACAAAGAUUGAAGACAAAGAAUAGAGUGAAGAUUUAUAGACUUGAGAUUGAUAGCAGCUGCCAUUUAUGCAACAGUAAUGUAGAAGAGAGUGUUGAUCACCUCUUUUUUGCUUGCUCUUUCACCCGAGAAUUCUUUGAUUUGGUUAAAAAUUGGUUGGGAUGGAAGACUAGUGUUCAAACUAUUGAAAAGGCUGUAUUGUGGCUUGGAAAAGCUAGGAUGAGAAAGCUCAAGAGAGGUGUGUACACAGCUGCUCUUGCUGCCCUGAUUUACCAACUGUGGAUCUGCCGAAACCUUAAGCUUUGUGAGGGUAAAGAGAAUAAUCGUAGGGUGAUUUUUCAACAAGUACAAAAUGUAACUAAGAAUAGAGUAUCAUGUAUUUGGCCAAAGAAAGCCUCUAAUUGUGACAAAGUGUGGUUUGAUUCAUUGUAA
This is a messenger RNA of Cannabis sativa, 435 nucleotides long. RefSeq lists its product as uncharacterized. Lineage: Eukaryota; Viridiplantae; Streptophyta; Magnoliopsida; Rosales; Cannabaceae. The transcript has a single exon. The record is from RefSeq and is a predicted model, not a curated record. The coding region runs from base 1 to 435 and encodes 144 amino acids.